AUGCCUUGGUCACUUUCUUCCUACACACACAUUCCUGCUCCCUGGGAUGGUUUGGCCUGCGAGUCCAUCAUGCGGAUGUUGCCAGCCGCCUUGCUGUCCAUCAGCGGAGACAGCGGAGACAUCGGAGAUGACGGGGGCAGCGGAGACAUCGGAUUUGACGGGGGCAGCGGAGACAUCGGAGAUGACGGGGGCAGCGGAGACAUCGGAGAUGACGGGGGCAGCGGAGACAUCGGAGAUGACGGGGGCAGCGUGUCAGAGCUCAUAGGAACCGAGCCCGAGUCAGACAAAGGCCUAUCAGGAUGA
Messenger RNA from Guillardia theta CCMP2712, 303 nucleotides. RefSeq lists its product as hypothetical. Lineage: Eukaryota; Cryptophyceae; Pyrenomonadales; Geminigeraceae. The coding region runs from base 1 to 303 and encodes 100 amino acids. The transcript has a single exon. The record is from RefSeq and is a predicted model, not a curated record.